This is a messenger RNA of Panicum hallii, 1457 nucleotides long. RefSeq lists its product as uncharacterized. The record is from RefSeq and is a predicted model, not a curated record. The transcript is spliced from 4 exons. The coding region runs from base 122 to 1321 and encodes 399 amino acids. Lineage: Eukaryota; Viridiplantae; Streptophyta; Magnoliopsida; Poales; Poaceae.
GCCUCAUUAAGUGAAGAUCUUGGCGGCACGGGUUUGAUGCCUCAGGUUUUUUCCCUUUUCUACUUUUUCAAGUUUGGGAUUGUUCUAAGAUGUUUUUCCGGUUGUAGCUGUUGCGAAGGUCAUGCUGGAGCUAAAAGAGGUUAUACAUCUAGGGGAUGGAAGGCCAGCCACGUCAACGAAUGAGGAAGGGAUUUCUUCUGGAUUGGGUUUCAGCGGAGAAGAAUUUGAAAAAUCUUUGGCAAGUUGUGAUAUUCAAGAAUUAAAUCGUGCUGCUGCCUUGUUCUCGCGCAAGGUUUCGAUUGCGAGUCGAGUCGCUGCUAAGACCUUGCAUCAUGAGGAGGUUCGGGACAAGGAAACGCUUUGCUUGAUCCAGGACAAUGAGAGGUCGAGAAAAGAGAACGAAGCUUUGAAGGAACUUCAGCCCUUGUACCAGGAGAAGAUUCAGUGUUUGGAGACAAAGGCCAAGGAUUAUGAAGCUUUAUUUGAGAAGAUGAGAGGGACUAUUGAGGAAAAUGAGAAAAUCUUGGAGAACCUUCGCAGGGAAGUUGAGAAGGGUACCAACAAGAAAGCUUCGCUUAGUAAUCAAGUCAAGCUACUUCAGGCCGAGGGGAAGAAAAAGGAUGAGACAAUUGGCAACUUGUGCUCGCAGGUUACCCGUGAUGAAGAGAUUGUCAACAGUAUUCACGAACGGAGUGAGCUGAUAUACAAAGAGUACAAGGCAACACUUGCAACGUUUGGAGCUGAACUUUUGCCCUUGCCCGUGCCUGAUGAUACUGAUGUAGCUGAGAAAGGGAUUGAGGUGUUGUGCAGUUGGUUGCUCAAUGAGUUUUCUGGUUUGAAGGAUGCUAUUGCAACAGCUUCUGGUAACUCCGCAGUAGUUACCUGCGAGAGUGUUAUAUCCAUUCCUGACCGUGAAGGUUGCUCGGAUAUUAAGAAGUUGUGCUCAAAGGAUUAUUCUUAUCCAACUUAUGACGAGCUUGGCUCAAAUAUAGUGCGUGUCCAGGCGGCAAAGAAGAUGUUCCUCCGGAGGUUCCAGAAGGUGUCUGGUCGUGAAGCGGUGCAAGCUAUUGCGGCUAGUCGUCUUGAGAAGUUGAAUGCCGAAGGUGUUGCUGGAAGCUCGAAGGCUGGAGACGCUCAUGAAGCCGGAGGUUCUCAGGAUGCUAGUGCAGGACAUUUGGUCAGAGAAAAGGCGAUCGGUGUUGUGGAACCUGCACUUGACAUACUUCCGCUGCACAUGAGUUGCGAUGACAUGAUUGUGCCUGGAAUAUUUUGGGAGCGCUAUCAUGAAGAUUAUCCUGAGCGAAGCUUUCGUGACUUUUAGUUUCAGUGUACAUACAUUUGCUCGGAUGAUCACUAAAUUUGUAAGAACUGAUCGUGAAUGUGGUGUGACGCGUGAAGCGAUGUAUGUAUUUUUUAGGCAAGCGUUGAUUGUGUGUAAAAAAGUCUUGAAUGUUUCU